Messenger RNA from Rhopilema esculentum, 975 nucleotides. RefSeq lists its product as uncharacterized. The record is from RefSeq and is a predicted model, not a curated record. Gene Ontology annotation, molecular function: catalytic activity. Lineage: Eukaryota; Metazoa; Cnidaria; Scyphozoa; Rhizostomeae; Rhizostomatidae.
AUGACAGAGUCUGUGACCUUUAUUGUUUGUAAAGAGCUGCUCGACAUGCAGGAGAAGUCUUUCAAGGCCCUCGUCACCAUGCUUGUGGACGGACUGAAAGCUGAUGUCAAAGAUAUUAAGUUCGAGUUGAAUGAGGUAAAGAACAGCCUAAACUUUUCAGGCAGGGAUAUCGCUGUAAUCCAAGAUAGAAUUAAAGUGCUCAGCAAUCAGCUGAAGGAAGUAAACGUCCAGGUCUUCAACCACCAUGAAAGCCUAGGCCAUGUCCUUGGCAAACAGGAAUACCUCGAGAACCAAAGCAGACAAAAUAAGGUGUUUGUGACUGGCAUUCAGGAAAGUGGUAAAGAAAGAUGGGAUGAGACUGAGGAUGUUCUGAAAUCAAAAAUUAAGGAGCUUCUGAAGAUCAAUGACGACCUAACUAUCGAGAGAGCACAUCGUGUCAACCCAAAACCAAACAGAAGGCAUGGGUCGUAUGGAGCUCGUGGAGGUCGCAAAGAAGAUCGCAGUAGGCCAAUAAUUGCCAAGUUCCUGAAUUGGAAGGAAAAGGAACGUGUGUUAGCUGCUGCCAGAUCAAUAAAACCAGAUGGAGUUAAAUUUGUGCAGGAUUCCAGUCAGGCAACGCUGGAUCGCAGGUAUGACUUGAAUAAAGACAGUGCAGAUUAUGAAGCUGUAUGGGUUGAGGUUGAAAAUGUGACAGAGAAAAACUUUCUGUUUUGCUAUUUGUAUCGUCAUCCAAACUCUAAUCCUGUUAACCUUAGCACCUAUUUACAAGAAGUUCUUUCUAAUCCUGCUGUCUCAAAUAAACAAAUUUUUCUUCUUGGGGAUUUCAACCUUGAUCUUCUAAACUAUGACUCUCGCACUGCAACUGAUGAAUUUGUCAAUUUGCUCCUUUCCAAGCAGUUUUUGCUAUAUGUUAUACAUCCAACUCGAGUGUCUGAUAAUUCUUCUACAAUUAUAUAUUUUUGCCAAUGUACUUGA